This is a messenger RNA of Heterotrigona itama, 2360 nucleotides long. The record is from the annotation of a GenBank genome assembly. NCBI's taxonomy places the organism in Eukaryota, Metazoa, Arthropoda, Insecta, Hymenoptera, Apidae.
AUGUUUUCCCGGGCCACCAAGUCCAUUGUGAAAACCAUCGGGCAGCGAAAAUAUCACGCCGGUGAAGAGAACAUCAAGGUAUAUUAUAUAAAGAAUAAAUGUUUGAGCGUACGUAACACAGACCUAUGACGCAUUUGUGUCAAGAUCACUUUCUCAAUUUGAUGAUCUGCAGUUUAAAAAAUGAAAAAUAAUUUUUCAUGCUUUCGUUAGCUGGCGGUGAUUGGAGGCGCAGGAGAAAUAGGACGAUCUCUCUCGCAAAUGUUAAAACGAACCUCGAAGCUCGACGUACUAGCGCUGUAUGACGUUGCGGCGUUAAACAAACGAUUUUCAACACCGAUCAAAUUGAACUAUUUUAGCAACGGGAAAACUACAAACCUUUCGGGGGACCACGCGUGCGCUAGAGAUCUGCAAGGUCCUCGAGUUCUCGCUGAAAUGGGGCCCGCUUCAUACCCGCACAGUGGUCGCAUCGUUACCGAGAUUUAUAGACAAUUUCCCGAUUUCGCGAUCCACCUGAACAAGGCUCGUUCUAACAACGACGACGUCGCACCCACGCGACGAUGGUACUCGAACGUCGUGUUAUCGCUCGACGUUCAAAGUAAAUUAGACCAGGAAGCAGCACCGAUCGCCGAUUUCGAGAUCCCGUAUUUCGAGGAAGCUUCGUCAAGAAACGCGGAGAACAUUGCCGCGACGGUGAAGAGUAACUCGAUGGCGGAGAAAACGGACAGGAAGAACCGUACGAGAAGAAAGGACGCGAGACAACUAAAGAUAACGUCGUCGGAGCAAACAGUGAAGAGGAGAUUGCUGAAAGACACCGAGAAUCGAACGCAGACGAUGCAGAAAUCCGACAAAACGCAGAGGAGGAACGAAGCGAGAAGGUGCAACGAAUCGAAGAUCGUGGAGAGAACGAUGAUUAAAAUCGACGCGCGAUCGCGUAACACAGGCAAGUCGAAGAACUGGACGAUUCCAGCCGCGUUGUCGGACAAGAAGCCUAAGAAGCUGUACGGUCUGGUUCGACAGAGACGCAAACCUCUCACGAGCUUCUUCUACAGAUUCUUCGACAUUCAGAGCGGCGAACCGGUGGACGAUUGUUGCAGCAGCAAGAUCGACAGGCUUAACACCGCUGCGAAUCAAAAGCUAGUCAAGGAAUCAAAUAUCGAGGACAAGUCUCGCGAGAAGAGAUCGAACGUCUCGACUUCGGUAAGCGAUUUGACUGCUGAUUUGCCAGAAGGAGUUACGAGUACGGAUAACGCGAAACGUCUCGGGCAAACGGAGAACUCGAUGACGACCGAACGAUCGGGCGAAAAUUGUGGCUGCGAGGUAAACGAGGACAGGGCAACGACGUCGAGUCACAGCGAGUCGGAGAACGACACGAGCGAAGGGAGCGAGUCGCAGACGAGCGAAAAAGCGCGAAAGAUGUCGCCUGAAAUCGCCCUGUUUCUGGAAAACCUGAAUCUCAACAGACGAAGAUCGCGGUCGGUGUCGAGUCUAACAUCGUACAAUCUCGAGUUCCUGUUCACCAACUUGGAGCCGACGAUCCCAAUUUCGAACCAGCCCGGUGCCGCUUCUUUCUUCUUCUCGUCCAGCAACAACGACUGCAAGCCCUCGAUAAAAGAGAAACUACUGAGGAAAGCGUUCGGCAAAAUGAAGGACAGAAGGAAGGAUGAAAUUUGCAAGCGGAGGGAAUGCGAAACGGAGGAAGCGAGCAAGAGCUGCGGCAAGAAGAGAGAGGAGGCGCCAUCGUGCGGGAAACGGGACAAGAAGAAACAGCCAAGAUGUGGCGAGUCCGACGAAGAUCCCUGCAAACCGUACAGAUCGGAGGAAAGGCAUGGGCCAACGUGCAAGAAGUACGAGGAGGAGCCAAUGACGUACGAUCCCUGCGACAAGUUCUGGGACGAUAGCAUCCACGGGCCACGGUGCAAGAAGCCACGGAAGAAGAAGACUGACACGUGUUACCAGAAAAAGGAGAAGAGCUGCGACACGAAGACGAGGAAGAAGUCGAAGAAAUGUGAGAAAAGCAAGUGCCCGUCGGUGACUCGGGCACCAGGAUGUUCUCAGGAUGGACGAGCACCGAUUCGCUCGGAAUCAGGCAAUCGAUCGCGCUAGCUUCGGACCGAAGGAACAGGGGCCCUUUGUUGAUCACCUCCAACUCGAUCUCCAACCACACCACGAAAAACCAAAUUCUCGACGAUCUCACCGACUUGUGUCGCGGUACCGUCUACUUCGAUUACGAUAGGAUCCGCAACGAUGACUAUUUCCCCCAAGGCGAGGAGUACGAGGACGAAAUCGGUUUGGAUUAUGAUCAACUACAAAAUGAACUUCCCAAUAAACGAGUUACCAGAGACGAAGACAUGGAUUUGUGA